Molecule: messenger RNA, 2280 nt
Organism: Hevea brasiliensis (rubber tree)
Lineage: Eukaryota; Viridiplantae; Streptophyta; Magnoliopsida; Malpighiales; Euphorbiaceae
Product: CDPK-related kinase 4
Exons: 11
Coding region: 268-2019 (583 amino acids)
Biological process (GO): intracellular signal transduction; peptidyl-serine phosphorylation; protein autophosphorylation
Cellular component (GO): cytoplasm; nucleus
Molecular function (GO): calcium/calmodulin-dependent protein kinase activity; calmodulin binding; ATP binding
Source: RefSeq, a predicted model, not a curated record
GCGUGCUGUCAUAUGCCACGCUAGCUUUAUUUCUCUCAAACUUUUAAAUUUAUAGCGAAGCAGCCCGCAAUUUCGAUAUUUCUUUCGUAUCUUCUCUUUGCCUUCUUCUUAUUCUUCUUUCUACUGGCUAUUGAUCUUUUCGCUGGUAGAAAUACUUCGAUUGUAAAAUUGUCUAAGCUAGAUUCUCUGCCGUUCGAUGAUCUGACUUUUUUUUUCUUUAUUCACUUGAUCAAGCAAAGACUAUUAGCACCACCUCCAUAUCCGACGAUGGGCCAUUGCUGUAGUAAAGACGUAUCCGCGGUCGAGAAUGAUGGAAUCACACCGGGUAACCAUUUUAAUUCGGCUUCAUCGCCAUCUCCAGCUGUACGACGGGCGGAGACACCGUCGUCCACUGAUUUUAACAACUUCGCGGCCAGUCCAUUUCAGAGCCCUCUUCCAGCUGGAGUGCCGCCGUCUCCUUCUCCUGCGGGUACUCCAGGGAGAAAGUUCAGGUGGCCGUUGCCCCCUCCUUCUCCAGCUAAGCCGAUCAUGGCGAUUAUGAGGCGGCGGGGGCAGACUAAGCCGCCCAAGGAGGUGCCAAUACCAGAGAACGCAGAGGGAGGGGAGGGCGAGAGGCAGCUGGAUAAGAGUUUCGGCUACGCGAAGAAUUUUCCAGUGAAGUUCGAGUUGGGGAAAGAGGUUGGGCGAGGGCAUUUUGGUCAUACUUGCUGGGCGAAAGGAAAGAGAGGAGAGCUCAAGGGACAGCCCGUCGCUGUCAAGAUCAUUUCCAAAGCUAAGAUGACUACAGCAAUAUCCAUUGAAGAUGUUCGUCGGGAGGUAAAAAUAAUGAAAGCUCUAUCUGGGCAUAAGCAUAUGAUCAAAUUUCAUGAUGCUUUUGAAGACGCCAAUAAUGUCUACAUAGUCAUGGAAUUGUGUGAAGGUGGAGAACUACUGGACAGAAUUUUAUCGAGAGGCGGAAGAUACACUGAGGAAGAUGCUAAAUCUAUUAUCAUGCAAAUUUUAAGUGCAGUUGCCUUUUGUCAUCUUCAAGGUGUCGUGCACCGGGAUCUUAAGCCAGAGAAUUUUCUUUUUACCACAAGAGAUGAGGAUGCUCCAAUGAAGAUCAUUGAUUUUGGUUUAUCGGAUUUUAUUAGGCCAGAUCAACGUCUCAAUGAUAUUGUUGGCAGUGCAUAUUAUGUUGCACCUGAAGUUCUCCAUAGAUCUUACAGUGUUGAAGCUGAUAUGUGGAGUAUUGGCGUCAUAACUUAUAUAUUGUUAUGUGGAAGUAGACCGUUCUGGGCUCGUACUGAAUCGGGAAUUUUCCGUUCUGUUUUGAGAGCUGAUCCUAAUUUUGAUGACUCACCUUGGCCUGUGGUAUCACCUGAAGCUAAGGAUUUUGUGAAAAGGCUUAUGAACAAGGACCACAGAAAGAGAAUGACUGCUGCCCAAGCUCUGACUCAUCCUUGGUUACGAGAUGAAAACCGACCUGUGCCUUUGGAUAUUUUGAUCUACAAGUUGGUUAAGUCCUACGUUCGUGCCACAUCAUUCAAGCGUGCAGCACUGAAGGCUCUUUCGAAAGCUGUUCCGGAAGAUGAGCUUUUCUAUCUCAAGGCACAGUUUAAUCUCUUGGAACCAAAAGAUGGAUUUAUUUCCCUUAAUAAUUUUAAAGUGGCAUUAAUGAGACAUGUUACUGAUGCCAUGAAGGAGUCGAGGGUUCUUGACAUUUUUAAUAUGAUGGAACCACUCUCCUAUAAAAAAAUUGGGUUUGAGGAAUUCUGUGCUGCUGCAAUAAGUACAUAUCAACUUGAGGUCCUUGAAAAUUGGGAAGACAUUGCGAGGACGGCGUUUGAUUACUUCGAAGAAGAAGGAAACCGGGUCAUUUCAGUACAGGAAUUGGCUCUGGAAAUGAAUUUGGGUCCCACGGCCCAUUCUAUAGUCAAUGAUUGGAUUAGAAGUUCUGAUGGAAAACUGAGUUUUCUUGGAUACACCAAAUUUUUACAUGGUGUGACAAUUCGUACUUCGAAUACGAGACCUCGAUAGCAUAGUCAGAGAUACAGAAUUGUUGACAGUAUUUUUUUUUUCAUUGUUAAUGUUUUGAUUUUUUGUCCUCCAAAAUCCGAUUAUCAGUGUAAAAUGGAAGGUCUAGACAGGACAUUGUUGAGUCUGAUAUUAUGACUUUUUAAUGUGAACAUUGGCAUGAUCCUCGAGCACAUGUGAAAGAUCACCGUAACCUUGUGUGUAAAGAUGAAUGCGUAUACUAUACAUGUUCAUAUCUUCAAUAGAAAAUAUAUGUUAGAUUCA